ACCAAGAUGGAGGCGUGCAUGAGGGUACUCAGUCUCCAGCUCGUCGUUAUUGCAUUUUUACCGAUAGCGGUUUGCAUCGAUUCUGAUUUUACCAUUGAAGUUAAGCCGGGGGUACAAGAAUGUUUCUUCCAGAAUAUAAAAGUGGACACAACAAUAGAAGUGGAGUAUCAAGUGAUUGAUGGUGGGGAUUUGGAUAUUGGGUUCGCUGCUUACACACCGGAGGGACAGCUACUGGCAGCAGAUGGUCGCAAAACUGAGAAUGUCCACAGGUUUGAUGUGAAGGGCACAGGGGACUUUAAGUUCUGUCUGGAUAAUACAUUCAGUCGGAUAUCCAAGAAGGUUGUAUAUUUCGAAUUAAUGACUGACGAGGAAGAGGAAGAUGACUGGAAGCCAGACAAAGAUGAGCUCGCUGAACUUGUGGACAUGACCAUGGAGGACUUUAAGUCCAUCAUGACCAAUGUGAAAACAAACCUUGAAAAAUCACAACAGCUACAAAAUUUACUGAAAACCUUCGAAGCCCGGGAUCGGAACAUCCAGGAGAACAACUUCACCCGGGUCAACUUUUUGUCGGGGUUCCAACUCAUUGUGAUGAUAUCAGUUGGGCUCACCCAAGUCAUCAUGAUCCGAAACCUCUUCUCAGACCCCAAGUCAGCUCAAACAAUGAGAGCACGCACAUGACACCCACAACCGACUCACAGUCAGUCAACUAUGCAUUUUAUACCAUGUUGAAUGCCCUCUGUGUUGAACAUGUUGAAUGCCCUCUGUGUUGAACAUUUUGAAUGCCUUGUGUUGAAUAUGUUAAAUCAUGUGCGAUGAAUAGGCCUCUGUAAAUUUCUAUUUUCAAGAAAAAGUCUCAGGAACCUAAAAUAGUCACAUUGAUGGUCCCCAAAGAAGUUAUGCUUGAAAAUGUUCAUACAUUUCAGUACUGAUACAUCAAGACUCUUUCAUUUUUAGUGGUACAUAGGUACAUUUCUAGGAAACAACCAUAUCCAGACUGUUGGUAUCCAAGGUAUUUAAGGAGCCACCUCAAUUUCCCAAGUAGCCUAUUUCAAGCUGCAAGGAAACAAUGAGGCCUCUGGGGUGAGGUAGGGUGAUGGGCUUAGUGAAGAGGUAAUGAAGCCCUAGUUUUGCUGAUUUUGUUUUGUUUCCAUAGUCCUCUCUCUCCCCUCCAAAAAUAUUUUUUGGGUUAAAUAGGACUGACCUUACUGCCCUCCUGUCCUACAGGAAAUUAACCAUAUCUUAGUGGGUAUUUAGGACUAAUGGGUGUUGUAUUGAAAGGGGAGACAAUCAUGAGUUUUGGCCCAGUAAUGAAGCCCACUGUUGAAAAAAUAUAUAUAAUUGGCCUGAAAACUAUGUUAGACUUUUGUUUUGUGCAAGAUGCCAGGUUUGUCACUUAUGAUAGUGUAUACCUCAAUUUCAAUGUCCUUGUAUGAGUUUAAUAACCAAAGUCUGUUUGUGUCUUGU
Haliotis rubra (blacklip abalone) is the source of this 1464-nucleotide messenger RNA. RefSeq names its product transmembrane emp24 domain-containing protein 5-like. The coding region runs from base 7 to 678 and encodes 223 amino acids. The transcript has 4 exons. Gene Ontology annotation, cellular component: endoplasmic reticulum; Golgi apparatus; COPII-coated ER to Golgi transport vesicle. Gene Ontology annotation, biological process: endoplasmic reticulum to Golgi vesicle-mediated transport; intracellular protein transport; Golgi organization. NCBI's taxonomy places the organism in Eukaryota, Metazoa, Mollusca, Gastropoda, Lepetellida, Haliotidae. The record is from RefSeq and is a predicted model, not a curated record.